GACAAAGCUCGCACCUGCCACCGGUCUUCCCAGAGCAAUCGGAACAUGAGCUAUCCCGUAAUAAUAUACCCUGAAGGUGUUCAGCGACCGAUGGUUGCGUUCGGAUCCUCGGGCAUCAUCUUUCGCGACUCGUGCAAUGAUACCGAAGUCCUGAAAUGCCCUCUGCGCCAUGACUUGAGUAAAUGCAGCGAAGAGACUGCUCUGUCUAUGCGAGAGGAAGAGGCCUUUUCCUCUAUGAGUAUCGAGCGAGAGAUGUUGAUCUACCAAUCUCUUCCCAAACACAGUCACGUUCUUGACUGCAUCGACAUAACCGAGAAGGGUAUCCGCUUGCCCUAUAUGCGCCAUGGCAAUCUCCGAGACUACAUCCGCAAGAACCACGCGCACGUAGACAAUGCGACCAAGGACACCUGGAUCCAGAAUGCAGUUCGCGCCCUGCAAUUCAUUCACAGCCACUCCGUGAUCCACGGAGACAUCAGCGCGCGCAACUUCCUGGUGGCGGAUGACCUCUCACUCAAGCUGUGUGACUUUGCCGGCUCGGGCAUCGGCGACAUGCCGCCGCUGGUCACGGAAGAGGACCGGUAUAGACUGUCUCCUGAGUCCCCUCGAUCCAUUCAGACCGAUCUGUUUGCCCUGGGCUGUCUGAUCUUCGAGAUCGUGGCCGGGUACCGCCCGUAUGAGGAAAUCGGUGACGAUGAUUGGGAGACAAUUGCACAAAACUACUCUCGGGGAAUAUUUCCGCCGGUGGAGGGUAUUCGAUAUGGAGACAUCAUUCAUCAGUGCUGGACCUCCCGAUACACCAAGGCUGAUCAGGUUCUCGCGGACAUUGAGAAUGUCAGCUAUGCAAAGAGUGUGAAUGCAAAUGCCAGGGAGCGCACUCUCCGUUCUGUUCCUAGGGUGGCAGAAUCUGCCUAA
Aspergillus aculeatinus CBS 121060 is the source of this 912-nucleotide messenger RNA. Its product is annotated as protein kinase family protein. Gene Ontology annotation, biological process: peptidyl-threonine phosphorylation; peptidyl-serine phosphorylation. The transcript has 2 exons. The record is from RefSeq and is a predicted model, not a curated record. Lineage: Eukaryota; Fungi; Ascomycota; Eurotiomycetes; Eurotiales; Aspergillaceae. The coding region runs from base 46 to 912 and encodes 288 amino acids. Gene Ontology annotation, molecular function: ATP binding; protein serine/threonine kinase activity.